AUAAAAUAUCAAAUUUUAUUGGAUUAUUACAUCAUAAGAAGGAAUUUUAUUUUAUAUAAAUUUCGAUAAAUAAUAUUUGAAUAUUACCUUACUCCCUAUAAACGUAUUUACAGGUAUCACAAGAAUAUAACCUCGAUUGUAAUUGAAAAAAUUAUUCGAAUACAAUAUAAAAAUGAAAUUCAGUCUUGCUUGUUUUAAAGGACGGCGUCCACAAUCUGAAAAAAAAGUCCCACUUAAAGUUUUUGGUGAUUUAGUAUUAAAUAAUUAUGUAUCUCAUAAAGCAUCUGAUAUACCAAAUAAAGGUUGUUUACAUGAAAUGGCAAUACUUUUAACAUGUCUUAGAGAAAAAGAGUACAAUAAUUUUGAUUGUAAGAAAGAACUCUUAUCGUUCGAACAAUGUAAUCAAAAAUUUGCAAAUAUGAGCAAGAACUUGAAAAUUGCACGGUUAAAAACAGUGCCUACUCCUAAUUCAAAAGAUUUUUCUUCUAAACAAAUUGGUUAUUUAUUAAAUUUAUAUCCCACACGAUAAUUAUAAUUAUAUUUAUGUUUAUUAAGUAUAUCAAAUAAAUAUUUAGAAAUAAAGAUAUGUAUAUCUU
Vespa velutina is the source of this 596-nucleotide messenger RNA. RefSeq lists its product as uncharacterized. Gene Ontology annotation, cellular component: mitochondrial ribosome. NCBI's taxonomy places the organism in Eukaryota, Metazoa, Arthropoda, Insecta, Hymenoptera, Vespidae. Gene Ontology annotation, molecular function: RNA binding. The coding region runs from base 173 to 529 and encodes 118 amino acids. The record is from RefSeq and is a predicted model, not a curated record. Gene Ontology annotation, biological process: mitochondrial translation. The transcript is spliced from 2 exons.